This is a messenger RNA of Oncorhynchus mykiss (rainbow trout), 6063 nucleotides long. The record is from RefSeq and is a predicted model, not a curated record. Lineage: Eukaryota; Metazoa; Chordata; Actinopteri; Salmoniformes; Salmonidae.
CAUCCGGUUUCGACGGGAAUUCCCGGAGGGAAAGUGGCAAAAAAUAACGUGUUUGGACCGCAGACUGAUCUCGCUCCCUCCCAUCUUUGAGGACAUGUAUUUCAUUUGCUAAAGUGGUUACUCGAAUAUCUUGUCAAUAUAACAGACAGUCUUUGUCAUAAACCAGUGUUGGACUUGGCCGAGCAUCUACGCCACACACCUUUCUUCCCCUACUCGCACCAGGAUCAGUGCUGAACGCUCGGCUCGGGAGAAUCAAGCGAGCUAAACACGGCUUCCAUUGCCGUGGUAGCCCCACUCCGUCUAGCUGAACUACUAGUAAAUAACUACAGUGGGUUACCUCUUCGGCGUUACUUCAUGGGUACGGUGUCGCGGCCGUUCAUAGGCAAGCUAGCUAGCAGUAUCAUCCCUCCAGCGCUAGCUAGUAGCCUGCUAACGUUAGCAGCUCAGUGUUGAUUCCUUUGACUCCAUCUACCGCUGACACUGGUGCAAAUGAGUGAACCGGGGAAGAGUUUGCUUUCUUCCCCUACUUCUUCAGGGGGGCAACCUGUGGGGUCUGACACCUACAAAGGCUGGCUGUAUAAAUGGACUAACUACUUGAAGGGCUACCAACGCCGGUGGUUUGUCCUUAGCAACGGCCUUCUGUCAUAUUACAGGACUGCCGCUGACUGGAUGAUGUUUGUUUGUCGCACACUGCCGUGCGUGAAAAGCACAGGAGCCCGGCCGUUUCUGAGAUACUGGAAUCAGCGCGCAUGGCACCGACGAUCAUACCACGCUCUGUCGCUUAGGUCACUCGUUUUGCCCAUUCUAGCCAUACUGUUCACAUUUUUUGUGAGCAGGAUGGUGUAACUAAUAAACUGACCAAUGAGUCUAUAUUUAUGGUUGCAUAUAUGAUGACAUUUGCACAUUUCAUGUAGAUAAUUGUUAUAGAUGAAGCUGUGAAUAAUAUUUUAGGUGAGAUUCAUAUUGGAAGAGCUUUUUUUUUGUGGGUGGGGGGUUAUUUUACAGGAAUGACUGUCAGCGCGUACGACACUGCAUAUCUAUGUAGCAACCUACGAGACCCACCUAGGUCGUUACAUUUCUUUAUGAUGUCUGACAUGUUUUAUCUGAUGCUUUUAGAACGUGUGGUCCUCUAAUUCAGUAACGGCCUUCACAGUUGCUAGGCACAGUUCCCUAAAACCAGUUAAGAGGGAUGUCAGCCAGACUGUUAUGCACUCAUUGUGAGGUAUUUGUCAGAGGUGUGUGUGUGGACACACUUGGACAUCACCACUUUCCCCGGCUGACCUACAGGGUUUGAUGGGAAUGCAUGACUGCUCUGCCAUGUGUGUUUAUGUAACUGAACUCUUGAGUACCAGCACAGAAUAAAGAGUUAAAUGCCCUGGCAUAACCAACACAUGCACAUUGCACUGACAUGCACACACAAAUACACUGCCAAGCACUCACAUCAGCUAUGCUCAAGUAGGUGCAGGUGUAACAAACCAUGAGAUACUGUACUCCUAUGAAAUAUAAAUAAUUGCAUGUGUGUGUGGCUGAAUUUGUGUGGUGUGCAUGUGUGUGUGCCGUGUUGUGGCAUUUCUGUCUCUGUAGAACUAGAUUUAGUCAGCAGACUCUUCCCUUGUCUCUGUGUGUGUACGUGUGUUGGUGUGUGUGCGUCUCUGUGCAUUAGGACUCAGGCAGAGAUGGCCCACACUUGCCGUGGCACCAUCUCCCUGACCACGGCACACAUUGAAGUGGGUGACGCGUGCCACCUGGUGCUAACCAGCGGAGGGCGGAGCUACCACCUGAAGGCCACCUCAGAUGGGGAGAGUCAGCGCUGGGUCUCUGCCCUCCAACAGGCUAAGGCCAACGCCAGUCACAUGAUGCACCAAUCAGCAUGGGAGUCCUUCACUGUUGUCUGGCGCUCCAAGGAUGCUCUGCCUGACACUGGCCUUGAGUCAGACAACCUGCCUGGGAGAUGGUAGCUUAUAUAUGCAUGCAUGUCACAUGAAGCAGGCAAAUGCAGAAGCUGAUGGAUUUGGCCCAGAUCUGUGUUUUUACGAUGACUCUGGAGACGAGGCCCCUGUGCCCCAGCCUGACCGAGCCCUGACCCAGGGGGCUCUGAAGACCCUGGCCAGUAAGCUGGACGACCUGAGCACCUGCAACGAGCUAAUCGGCAAGCACGGCGCCGCCCUGCAGCGAUCCCUCAGCGAGCUCGAGGACCUGCGCACGGCCACUGACGGCACCGACAAACUCAAGACUGUCAACGAGCGUGCCACACUCUUCCGCAUCACCUCCAAUGCUAUGAUCAAUGCCUGUAGGGACUUCCUGGACGUAGCAGAGACACACAGCCGGAGGUGGCAGAGAGCCCUGCAGUAUGAGAGAGAACAGCGCCACCACCUGGAGGAGACUAUUGAACAGCUAGCCAAGCAGCACAACAGCCUGGAGAGGGCCUGGAGAGAGGCUCCCAGCACACACCCAGACGGAGGUGAGAGAACGCAGGAGGGUGACGCCAGUGAUGAGAAUGAAGACACAGAGUUCUUUGAUGCCAUGGAGGACUCCCCUGCCUUCAUCACAGUGACUGCCUCUGACCACACCCAGCACAGACGCUCCGGCAGUAACCAGAGUAUCAUGAGUGGAGGAUUACCCAAUAGUGAAUGGAGCCACAAUGAGAAUGACUCUGGCUCCAACAACGUCCAGCUGCGUAGAGUUAGACGGAGCCGCAUCCCAAACAAACCCAACUACUCCCUCAACCUGUGGAGCAUCAUGAAGAACUGCAUCGGCAAGGAGCUGUCCAAGAUCCCCAUGCCUGUAAACUUCAACGAGCCCCUGUCGAUGCUGCAGCGUCUAACUGAGGAUCUAGAAUACAGUGACCUGCUGGACCGGGCGUCUCGCUGCGAAUCGUCUCUGGAGCAGAUGUGCCUUGUGGCAGCCUUCUCUGUGUCCUCCUACUCCACCACCAUCCACCGCACUGCCAAGCCCUUCAACCCCCUGCUGGGGGAGACCUAUGAGCUGGACCGGCUGGAUGACUUCGGCUACCGCUCCAUCUGCGAACAGGUCAGUCACCACCCCCCAGCCGCCGCCCACCAUGUGACGUCACAACGAGGCUGGACCCUGUGGCAGGAGAUCACUAUCGACAGCAAGUUCAGAGGGAAAUACAUCUCUGUAAUGCCAUUAGGCUGCAUCCACCUGCAGUUCCACUCCAGUGGGAAUCACUAUGUGUGGGGAAAAGUCACCUCCACGGUGCACAACAUCAUAGUGGGCAAACUGUGGAUUGACCAGUCUGGGGACAUUGAAAUAGUCAACCACAGGACCAAGGACACCUGCCACCUCAAGUUUGUCCCUUACAGUUAUUUCUCCAGAGACCUCUCACGCAAGGUGACAGGUGUUGUAGCAGAUAGCGAGGGCACGGCCCAUCACAUUAUGUCUGGGACCUGGGACGACAAGAUGGAGAGCGCCAAGAUAGUGGAGAGUAGCCGGGGAUGUGGAGGGUCAGAGGGCAAACAGAAGACCCUCUAUCAGACCCUCCAGCCCAAAGUGCUGUGGAAGAAAUACACUCUCCCGGAGAAUUCUGAGAACAUGCACUUCUUCUCCUCCCUGGCCCUGACACUGAACGAGCCUGAGGAGGGCGUGGCUCCGACUGACAGCCGCCUGAGGCCCGACCAACGGCUGAUGGAGGCGGGGCUGUGGGACGAGGCCAACGCCCACAAACAGCGUCUGGAGGAACGACAGAGGCUGGAGAGGAAGAAGAGGGAGGCACAAGCAACACAGGUCCUGGAAGAAGGCCAAGACAUCGAGGGCUUCCAGCCACUGUGGUUUGAGAGGAGGACAGAUGAUUCAACGGGGGAGAGCACUUACGUGUACAGAGGUGGAUACUGGGAGGCCAAAGACAAACAGGACUGGAGCCAAUGCCCUGAGAUCUUCUAAGGCUCCACCCCUGGGACUGUGACAUCACUGGAGGGCAGAGCUGAGGGACUGAUGGACAAGCAGAGGGAGGGGUCCACAUGCUGCAAACACAUUGACAUGUGGCCAACUCUUUGUCCAUGUGUGUGUAUUUGUGUGUGUUCCAGAAAGACGGAGCCCUCCAUGCCAAACUUCAAGAACAUUCUCUGUCCCCAUCACUGACCAGUGUGUUUCGCAAGCAUGGCCUCGUGUGUGUGUGUGUGUGUGUGUGUGUGUGUGUGUGUGUGUGUGUGUGUGUGUGUGUGUGUGCGCGCGCGUGCGUGCGUGGCGCAACAGAGUAAGUUAGAGAGACAAUCUAUUUGAGAUUUUGAUUAAGAGUUACAAAACAGAGCUAUUGCAUGGAAACCCAUAUUUAUUUGAGGUGGUAUGUCUAGUGGUGCCUGGUGCCCCAUUGAUCUGGUAAUAAGGUAAUAACUACCGUAAGUGUAUAAUAUUAUAGAAUAAUAUUGGGACAAUUGUAUGGAUAAGUAGGGGGGAAAGUGAAAGAGGUUGUGUUUUGGUUCUAGGAUGUCCUGUUCCAGUCUGAGCAACUAUCUCCAAUAUAUACCAAGGGUACAAAACAUUAGGAACACCUUCUUAAUAUUGAGUUGCACCACCUGCUGCCCUCAGAACAGCGUCAAUUCGUUGGGGCAUGGACUACAAUGUGUCAAGCGUUCCACAGGGAUGCUGGCUCAUGUUGACUCCAAUGCUUCCCACAGUUGAGUCAAGUUGGCUGGAUGUCCUUUGGGUGGUGGACCAUUCUUGAUACACACAGGAAACUGUUAAGCAUGAAAAACCCAGCAGCAUUGCAGUUCUUGACACACGCAAACCGGUGUGACUGGCACCUACUACCAUACCCUGUUCAAAGACGCUUACAUAUUUUGUCUUGCACAAUCACCCUCUGAAUGGCACACAUACACAAACUGUGUCUCAAGGCUUGAAAAUCCUCCUUUAACCUGUCUCCUCUCUUCCAGCUACACUGAUUUGAAGCAGAUUAUUUUUAGGUGACAGCAAUAAGGGAUCAAAGCUUUCACCUGGAUGCCGUGUCAUGGAAAGAGCAGGUGUUCCUAAUGUUUUGAAUACUUUACAUAUCUAUAUGUAACUAUGCAUAUCUAUAUGUAACAUUGUGCAGUGCCAGUGUUUCCUUCCGUUGCGACAGUUAGGCACUCCCCAGAUUUGUAACUUAACAGUGCAUUUCUGCAGUGCAUGAAAACACCCAUGUAGUGGACGCUGAUAUCACUGAAUACUUUUGAUCUGUACAGACCUCAUCUCAGAAACCAAGAACUAAAGUCUUUACCAGUUAUGUUACAUGCGUCUUUCCAUGAACGAUUAGUACAGACCAAAAACUGAAUGGGAAUUUUGAGUAUGUAAGAAGCUACUCACGAUUAUGAUCAUUCGUAAACGAUAUCAAUUGUGUUCUAAUGUCUUGAUUUCUCAAAUGUUGAUGAGGGUGCAUUAUGAACAGACAAAAUGUUAAAUCUUAACAAAUGAUUCCACCCUUUGCAAUGAAAUGUUUCAAUGUCUUAUAUAUUUUUUUAAAUAUUAAGAAAUCGUCUGAAUUAUACUAUAGGAUGUGUAAUGUCGAGUUGCACAGUGCAAAGGAGGUGUGUACUCCAAUUAUUACACAUCUUUGUGUUUGACUGCAGGCAUUUAAACAUGCACCAUCAAUGAACUCAGACCAGUGUUGUGGCACCACUUGUAGCUAAUGCAUGGUUUAAUGUGCUCAUGCACUGCUGCCUAGUAUUAAUUAGGCGUUAGCCUCAAUAGUCGUUUCUAGACUUCACUCACAGAAGAACAUCGUGAGAAUUCACCUCUUGUGCCCUAGGUCUUCGAAAAUUUACUUUUUUUUGCUUGAACAAACAAACUGUCUCAAUGUGGUCUUUGUAAACAUCCACAGUAUUAUCAGAGAUGGUCUAUAAUGUAGUAACCAGCUUUGGUGUCAUGCAGUUCUCAACUCAAGACAUAGAUGAAAAAUAAAUUAGACAAGUUGAAGACUCAAGCCAAGAGGAGAUUUCCCCUGGGACAGUCUGUCUGAUCUGGGCUAGCCGGUCUGAUGGGGCUGCACACUCCACAUUACUCGUUUGAUGUCAUCUUGGCUCUAGCACACAUGUAUUCAAGGUACCACUCAAUAAAAGCAAUUCAAUCUAA